ACGACAUGGCUUUAUUUUUAACGCGAUGACCUCAUCAUCUGACGGCAGCUCCUUCUUCUGCUGCUCCAACUUCGCCGCUUCUACUUUCUCUUCUUCUACUUUCAAAUCUCCCGUCUCACAACUGUUCGACAACAACAACAACAACACACCCAGCAACAACAACCGUCUGGAGUCGAGUUACCGUGCUUCCUGUAGUGGACGAUGAAGCUGCAGGAGCUCCUCUUCUUCACAGCGCUGUGAAUGAGACCCAAAGGACUCAACUGCUAACCGUCUCACAGAGAUCAUCUGGUUCCUGGAUCUCAGAGCAGAGAGAGACCUCUCCCCCAUCAGGAUGACCUCACCCAACAACAUGCUGCUCUUCAUCCUCUGAAGGGGGGGGAGGGGGGUGAUGUCGGGGCUCGGGGGGGUCAUCGGGGCCGAGGGUCUGGUGGCGCUGCUGGAGGGGGGCGGGCAGCUGGUGCUGAUUGACAGCCGGCCCUUUGUGGACUUUAACUCCGCCCACAUCCUGGAGGCCGUCAAUGUGAACUGUUCGAAGCUGAUGAAGAGGAGGCUGCAGCAGGACAAGGUGACCAUCAGAGAGCUGCUGCUGCACAGCUCCAACCAGCAGUUGGACCUACAGGGCGAUGUGGAGGUGGUGGUUUACGAUCAGAGUUCUUCAGACCCGUCCUCUCUCAGCGCUGAGUCCUUCCUCAACGUCCUGCUGAUCAAACUGAGGAGCAGCUUCACCUCCGUACACCUGCUGUCAGGAGGGUUCUCCGGUUUCUCCUCUGUCUUCCCUGCUCUGUGUGAAGGGUUCUCCUCCCUGGUUCCCUCCUGCAUAUCUCAGCCCUGUUUACCUGUGUCCAACACCGGGCCCACUCGCAUCCUGCCUCACCUUUACCUGGGCUGCCAGAGGGACGUGCUCAACAAGGACCUGAUGCAGCAGAUCGACAUCGUGUACGUCCUGAACGCCAGCAACUCGUGUCCCAAACCCGACUUCAUCCCAGAGUCUCACUUCCUGCGAGUUCCCGUCAACGACUCGUUCGGCGAGAAGAUCCUGCCGUGGCUCGACCGCUCGCUCGACUUCAUCGAGAAGGCUAAGGCCUGUAACUCCCGGGUCCUGGUCCACUGUCUGGCGGGGAUCUCUCGCUCGGCCACCAUCGCCAUCGCCUACAUCAUGAAGAGGAUGGACCUGUCUCUGGACGAGGCCUACAGGUUUGUGAAGGAGAAGCGUCCGACCAUCUCUCCCAACUUUAACUUCCUGGGUCAGCUGCUGGACUUUGAGCGGAGGAUAAAGAGUCCAGAGGUGCGGUCCGGAGGGGGGAGGGAGGAAGUGCAGGAGACGGCCCCCCCCCCCCUCACCCUCCCAUGCAUUCUGGCCCCCCCGCCCGAGGAGCGUCUGCAGGCACUGCAGCUCAGCGACCCCCCCGAGGACAGCGCCCGCAUGAAGCGCUCCUUCUCAUUGGACAUCAAAGCCUACGGAGAGCAGGGGGGAGGAGUCACUGCCCCUCCUCUCCUGCAGGAGGGGGCUGUGAAGCCCUGUCAGUUCUCCCCGGGAGAGGUGUCGGAGCAGAGUCCGGAUAAAGAGGAGUUGUCCAGCAGACCCCCCAACACAGAGGGGAGCAGCUUCCUGUUGAAGGGCUGGCACUCAGACCUCCUGCUGGGUCCUGUCUCCUCUCCCUGGUUCCUCUCCUCGUCCUCCUCCCUGGGGGGCCUCACGGUGCAGGGGGGCCUCACAGUGCAGCGGCGGCGCAGUAGGACGGGGGACGGCGGGGGGGCCUCACGGCGGAGCUGGCAUGAGGAGAGCAGCUUUGAGAAGCAGCUGAAGAGACGGAGCUGUCACAUGGAGCUUGGGGGGGGCAGAGGGGAGGGCCGGGGGGAGGAGGCGGGGGGAAGAGGAGGAAGAGGAGGAGGCUUUUCCGGCAGCAUGGAGGUCAUACAGGUCUCCUGAGAGACAUCGGGGGGUCAAACAGGUCUCCUGAGGAGGGACCCUUUAUAUCAGGAGGGACUCAGACCCAGAUCAGGAGGAGCAGGAACUGUUGAAGGACAGUCAGACGUCCUGCAGAGCAGCAACACACACCGGACACCUCACCUCCUUAUGGAGGAAGAGGAAGAGGAGGAGGUGCUCUCAUUAAAAACAUGAUUUCUAAAAUCAUCUUUUAGCAAAAAAACGUCACAAAUAAAUGAAUCAGUUCCUGAUAAAUAUGAUGUUUUUGUUAUUUUUAAUAAAGAUAUAGAUUUUCUAAAUCGUUGUUUUUGCAGAAACAAAACGUUGUAUUGAUUUAAACAUAUUGAUAUUUAUUUCCACUAAAAACUACAAAUGUAAAAGAUAUCCUGUUUGAUAAAAACCUGAUUUGAAGACUCAACACAAUGUUGUAAUUCAAACUAAAUUAGUCUUUGAGUCAAAUGUGAAAGUGUUUAGUCUCCAAAGCGCCCGGUGUGUGUCGCUGUAGAAACUGACGUUUCCCCGGACUUUCUGAAUGUCUUUGAAUGCCUCGAGGUCUUUGAACGCCUCGCGGUGUUUGUGCAGCAGAAGAUUUGUUCUCAUUUUAUUUUUCAGAUUUUUAUUUCUGGACUCACUUUGUGUCUCUUGUGUCUUUGCAGAGGAGGAUCUGAGACUCUUUGAAUCCUCUCACAGAUCAUCUUGCACUAAAGCAGAAUGGAUUUGAUGAUUAAAAAAUAUACAAACGGAACAGAUCCUAAUUCUGAGUUGGUUUUUAAAUAUUAAAGAGUCCCUAUUCUU
Eleginops maclovinus (Patagonian blennie) is the source of this 2722-nucleotide messenger RNA. It is a transcript of the gene dusp16, whose product is annotated as dual specificity phosphatase 16. The record is from RefSeq and is a predicted model, not a curated record. Gene Ontology annotation, molecular function: MAP kinase tyrosine phosphatase activity; MAP kinase tyrosine/serine/threonine phosphatase activity; protein tyrosine/threonine phosphatase activity. Gene Ontology annotation, cellular component: cytoplasm; nucleus. NCBI's taxonomy places the organism in Eukaryota, Metazoa, Chordata, Actinopteri, Perciformes, Eleginopidae. Gene Ontology annotation, biological process: protein dephosphorylation; negative regulation of MAPK cascade.